Messenger RNA from Cherax quadricarinatus, 4291 nucleotides. The record is from RefSeq and is a predicted model, not a curated record. NCBI's taxonomy places the organism in Eukaryota, Metazoa, Arthropoda, Malacostraca, Decapoda, Parastacidae.
CAGGUGGUGGUAACGCAGCUGUUUGCACCAGAGAAGAUUGCAUCCUCUCUUUCCCACCUAGCAACUGUUCUGCCACGCAUGGGACAGUCUCUUAUAGUGGAUCAUCGUGGUUCACUGUGGGUGUUUGGUGGUUAUUCAUUAUCAAGAGGUCCACUUAAUGACAUUCAGCAGUUUGACACGCACAACAAUAGUAACAUUUGGCAGCAAGUUACUGUUAAUGUACAGCCUGGACGGCAGCCUCCUCCAAGUAGAUAUUUCCAUGCAGCUGCAUAUGUUUCAAAUCAGAGGGAGAUGUAUGUUUAUGGGGGGUUGAAUGAGACCACUUUUUUAAAUGAUUUUUGGAAAUUUAAUAUUGAAUCGGGAAGUUGGAAGGAGUUGAAACCUCAUCCUGAUUUACCACGCCUGGCUGGUCAUUCUCUAACAUAUCGCAGUGAUGCUGAGUCACAAUCAUUAGUGUUGAUUGGAGGAGCCUCAUCAGAUUAUGGAUUUUUGGAAUGUGUCUGGGAAUACAACUUAGCUAGUGGCCAGUGGAGCAAAGUGGAGACAGGUGGUGCCAUACCAGUUGGCAUAUAUGCUCACAGUACAGUCUAUCAUGAGGGGACAAAAACAUUUUAUGUGUAUGGUGGGUAUUCCUUUAAGGUAGAUAAAGUUGACCAUUUUCCAGAUCUUUAUGCACUUGACUACACCCGCAAAAAGUGGUCAGUGCUUCCACCUGAUCGUAGGACAAACCUUAAUCCAGCAUCUCUUCCUGCUCCAAGAACCUUUCAUUCGGCAGUCACAACACAAGAUUAUAUGGUCAUAAUUGGAGGUGACAUUACUGAUCAUUUAGACUCAAACCAGGGGCUCUUAGUGUACUCUUAUAAGUGCAACAUGUGGAUUCCUCUCAAUGAUAAGUUUAUCACACUUGUUGGUCAUGAGAUAACCCCUCAAAUUGGAGCCAGUUCAGCUAUAUAUGGUUCAACAAUAUACUUAUUUGGAGGCUAUUAUGGAACUCUUCAAGGAUCAUUGGUUGAAAUAAAAAUUCCACCUGAUCUCUGUACUCUUAAUACAAACCAAACCCAGUGUCGUGAUGUCAUUGGAUGUGCCAACUGUGUGGUACAUGAAAGUUCCGGUACUAACAUAUCUUAUUGUUACUCUAAUACUGGAGAGGAGCCUAGCACCUGCCGGAAUCCUCGUUAUGGAAAGAGUAGUGUGGUGGGUGUGCGUUGUGAUGCAAGAUUACUGGAAGACCAUGAUUGUUACCAGCACACCUCCUGCACAGAAUGUUUAGCUGAAUGGCCUGCUCACCCACAUUCAGAACAACGUUGCCAGUGGUGUCUCAACUGCUCCAAGGGUAAGUGCAUACCUCGUGAUAGCGAUUGUGCACAAGAAAAUCUUUGCGAUUCUCAAGCAAGAGAUGAUAGUGGGUCUGGACGUUAUAUAAUUACAGAGUCUGAUAAAUGCCACGGGGGUACCUGUGUUGCUUCUGAUUGCGACAAAUGUGGAAGUCUCCGUAAGUGUAUUUGGACACAACAAGUUCUUCGUUCUUCAGAGUUGGGUUACACCCUUCAUGCUAUGCAAAUUUAUAACUGGAAUUGUGUUAAAAGUAUGAUUCAGCGGCACUCAUCACAUGUUGUGGAAUCUUCCCCUCCCAAUCAGUGUCCUGUUCGAUGCCAUUUUCAUACCAGUUGUUAUGACUGUUUAAGUGCUAAGGGAGCUGAAGGUGGCUGGCAGCAAUGCAACUGGUCACCAUCACUAAAAGAAUGCCUUGGACCCAGCUAUAUAGCUUUGCGCUGCUUAGGUGGAACUUGUGGUCGUAUUUUGACAGGUGGAGAAGAAAAAUGCCCACGUCCAUGUGAAAACUUUACACAGUGUUCUCAUUGUUUGAGUCAACCACACUGUGGAUGGUGUGCCAUAGAAACAGAGGUGGGAGGAUUAGGUAAGUGUGUUGAAGGCUUGCUAGAAGGCCCUGACAUUGGCACCUGCCAUGACCUUGACUAUUCUGAUAUUCUCUCCAAUGCCUCUGUCACUGAUCUUCAUCGCCUUCGCCAACAUGCUCGAUUAUAUCCUGAUGCAAGUAGGAAUGUUUUGCCGUCUCUCUCUUGGCAUUAUGAUACUUGCCCUCCAGAGGAUGAGUGUAGAAAUAUGCAUCACACCUGUGAUGACAGAAGUCAGUCAUGUGUAGAUCGUUUUAAGGGAUAUGCGUGUGAAUGUGCUCCUGGGUACAACAUGACGGAAAAUGGAGAUUGUGUUCCACUUUGCUCCCAGGGAUGUGUUUUUGGGGUUUGCAUCGAACCUCAUAAUUGCACAUGUAAUUUUGGCUACGUAGGCACCAACUGCUCAAUUAAAUGUAAUUGCAAUGGUCAUGCAAAUUGUGAAGGUCCAGAUAAAUUAGAAGUAUGCUUGGAAUGUUUUAAUAACACGAUGGGUAAUCAAUGUGAAAAAUGUAAGCCCUUCUUUGUGGGUGAUCCUCGGAACAGUGGGCAGUGUAUAAGUUGUUUUGAAUAUUGUAACAUGCAUGCCAAUAGUUGCAUCCCUCGAGAAGUGGUGGCUAAAUACAACUUGACACUUCCUUUAGUUGCAAUGUCAGACAUGAUAAAUGUAUUAAAAAUAACAGAAGGUGCCAGAACUGAUGCAGUAUGUGUUGCCUGUGCCAACAAUACUACAGGUUCAAAGUGUGAUAGCUGUUUAUCAGGCUAUUUUCGAGGUGUAGAAGAUAUGCGUCAUCCAUGCCGCCCUUGUCAGUGUAAUGGCCAUGGUACAAUCUGUAACCCUGUUUGGGGUACAGAAUGUGAAUGUGGUAAUAAUACAGACACUCAGUGUACAGGCAGUGGCAAGACAAGAGGAGUCAGUACUGAGAAGGAAGAGGAUAAAUAUUGUUGGCAACAACAGUGUGCUAAAUGUAAAGAAUCUUAUUUGGGGAAUCCUAGUAAUGGUCAUCAGUGUUACAGGCAAAUGACUGUAGAAAAAGAAUAUUGUCUAGAUCCUCGUGAUCAGACUGGUUGCGACACAAAACCUGGUACCCUUAGCCAAGGCCAAACAGUGUUUUUUGCUGUUCAGCCAAAGUUCAUGAAUGUGAAUAUUAGAUUAAUUCUAGAUGUAACAAAAGGUGGUGCAGAUGUUUACUUCAGCACCAGGGAAGACACAUUUGUUGUCACAGUUAACCAAACUACAGGCCGACAACAGGUAGAAAUUGACAUUAACUAUCCAAUAGUUGAAGAAACAGGACCCAUUAUGUAUGCUACACCUCUGAAGAGGAAUUUUGUGGGUAGUGGUUUUGAUCUAUAUGAUAUUAGCAGCUAUGCUAUGUCCCCAAUAAAGGAAUCGGUUGCAAAUACAACACAGCCACCACUUUCAGAAUAUCAUCUUAUUAAAAAAGUUGCUGAAGGACUGAAAACAUUUGCAACAGUAUCAAGAUCUAAUGAUAUAUUAAUUGUGAGAAAUGUGACUAACAGAUUAGUAAUCACACUUCCUCAGCAUCAGCAUGAUUUGCGAUCUGCAAAAUUUUAUGUCAUUGUAUAUGGUAUUGGAAAUGAAAAGGCGACAGAUACCUUUGGUUCUAUCUUUUUCCGCCAAGAUCAGCCAAGAAUUGAUCUGUUUGUCUUCUUUUCUGUGUUUUUUUCUUGCUUUUUCUUGUUUCUUGCUGUAUGUGUUGUAGUUUGGAAAAUCAAACAGGGUGUAGACUUAAGACGGGCCAGAAGACGUCAUGUAGUGGAGAUGUUACACAUGGCAAAGCGGCCAUUUGCAAUCACAACAUUAGUGCUGCAUGCAGAAGAUGAAUUUAACCAGGAUGCCCUGGAUAUGCCACCAGACCCUACUCCUUGGUCUCCAGGUAGGCGGAAACGUGCAACCAAAAAGGAUCGGUUUGGAGAUGGCUUUGAUGUUGGCCCUCUAGCAGUUGAGCCAACGGAUGAUGGAGUAGCAGCAGUACUAACUGUAAUGGUUCAGUUGCCUGGUGGAGGCAUUGGCAGUACUAUGUGCCAGGGAGAUGGACCAACUCAUCGUUUGGCUUUGGGUUCUGCUUUGUGCUUAAUGUCUCGCAUCUACCCUCCUGCCUCCAGACCUUUCCAUCUCCGUCGACGUACCUCUCAUAUGGUAGCAUGAAUCUUUUAAGAAAAGCUAAUUUCUUUAGUGAAGGUUUGAUAAUUGCCAAGAUAGUUAUCAAUUAACAGUUCAUAAAAUUUCACUCAUAUAUACAGGUGUCCCUCAUUUUAUGCAUUCUAGGCCUAUGGCAGUUAUACUAAGCUCAGUCUGGCCAUCAACACUUAAUUCUGAAUUGUAAGACUAAUGAUGAUGAUUUUUUUUUUGGGGG